GGCUAUAACGGGUUAAACCAGUUCAACUCGGCGAGACAUAGAUAGGCUCUACACAAUUAGUUCCCAAGCGAUCGGGAAGAUAGUCAACCUGAAAGCUCGUCUGAUGACCAGCCUAUAAUUUUACAGGACCUGCUUAAAAUAUCACAAAAUUUGAGGAUAGUCGAUUUUCAUGUACUCAUAAACUAGGUGUUUGACUGAAACAUAUCAUGCGUCAGAGGAAAUGACCAGCCCAUAAAAAAAUCAUCUCCAAGAGAGGAACGGAACGGAUCUAAAGCAAGAGCUGGUCCUUCAAAAACAUGUAUAUUUUCAUUAACAAAAUACGUUUUCUAGGACCACAGAAAAAAAAGAUGACCGUCUUCAAUAGACUGGGACUUCGUUACAUCACCAUGUUUUUAAGCUUUACGACCUGUGUUGUUAUCUAUACCAAAACCUCACCGAUGCUUUUCAGCGUCGAACCGGAAAAUGUAGACAUGGAAAGUUCAUGCUCUUGUCAGACUUGCGUAAUGGACAUAAGAGGGGAUGAAUGGUUUGCUUAUCGUCACAACCCCACGGUUCCAACAUUACUCAACAGGAAAAACAGCGUGCUCCGCAGAGACAUCUAUAGAUGGUGGAUGGGCCUGCAACAUUCAUCUCUUAAAGUCAACUACACAGAAAUCGUGGACCAGCUGUUCACGCUCUUUCCAGAUGAAGACCACUACUCGGACCCCGGCCCGGAUCGCUGCAGAACAUGCGCUGUGGUGGGAAACUCUGGGAACCUCCUCGGAUCCCGAUAUGGUCCUCUUAUAGAUUUUCACGACGUUGUUAUUAGGAUAAAUAAGGGUCCGACAAAAGGCUAUGAGAAGGAUGUGGGCUCUAAGACCACCCACCGUAUUCUGUAUCCUGAGAGCGCUGUAGAUUUGGACAACAACACCCACCUGUUGCUUUUUCCCUUUAAAAUUCAGGAUAUGCAGUGGCUCAUAAGUACUUUCACAACUAGACACAUCAGACGCACAUAUAUGCCAGUUAAACCUUCCAUAAAUGCAAACGAGGACAAGGUGAUGAUCCUCCACCCUGGAUUUAUAAAACAUGUCUAUGAUAGCUGGUUGCAGAAACAUGGCAGAUAUCCAUCCACUGGCUUCAUAACAUUAAUUUUUGCCCUGCACAUCUGUGAUGAGGUGAAUGUUUUCGGAUUCGGAGCUUCAAGUGGUGGAGCCUGGCAUCAUUACUUUGAUAAAACUAAUACUCACUUUAAAGCAGGCCCGCAUGGUGGAGACUUUGAAAACAAAACAAUGCAUGAACUUCUUCAGAGAAAUAAGAUUUCAAUCUAUAAAGGAUAUCAGUAAAAGGCGGAUUUGUUUAAUUUUAUUCACCCAUGAACUGAAUCUUCCAUACUAUCCACCAGACCUGUUUCUUCCAUCAUCUUGUGACUUAAAUGAUCCAUUAUCACAUAUUUGUAUCACAAUGUAUCUUGUUCAGCAGAAUAGCUGCAGCUUAAAUACAACUUGCUUUGAUUUCUAUUAUUUUAGAUGGAAAUGUUGAUAGUGGACAUGUCGUUUUGCUGGAUUCUUGCUACUCGAAAGUAGGUUUUGGGUGGAGGCAUAUUCUAUUUGCAGAGUUUUUUAAUGGACCAAACUGGUCAGUAAUCGAUAUUGUUGGAAGGGAAGACUGAAAGUUAAGUGAAGGACGCUUUGCAGUAGGCCUACACUGGCAUAUAAACAUGAGUAGUAAAAUUAUUCAGAAUACAAAAGUGAAAAUGUAAAAAAUAAAGUAAAUAUAAAUUAUGAUGAAAUUUGAGUGUUCUUAAACAUGAAAAUAAUGAUUGCUGUCAAUGGAAAUAUUUCAAUUUAUAAUAUUUAAAUGCCAUUGAGUUUUUAAGACGUCUUUUUAUGUCAAGCUGUUUUUGCACAUAAGUUAUAUAAUAUUUUUACAUCUGGAAUAUACAAAUAAACGGCAUAAAAUGUGAA
Messenger RNA from Triplophysa dalaica, 1943 nucleotides. RefSeq names its product CMP-N-acetylneuraminate-beta-galactosamide-alpha-2,3-sialyltransferase 1-like. Bases 297 to 1322 code for a protein of 341 amino acids. The record is from RefSeq and is a predicted model, not a curated record. The transcript is spliced from 7 exons. Gene Ontology annotation, molecular function: beta-galactoside (CMP) alpha-2,3-sialyltransferase activity. NCBI's taxonomy places the organism in Eukaryota, Metazoa, Chordata, Actinopteri, Cypriniformes, Nemacheilidae.